GUAUAGCUGCUCGACAAUGGCGGUGCGCGUGCGGCGCUGGAGCGACGUGGAGGCGCGGCAGCGGCCGCUGCACCGCGCGGCGUACGCGAACAGCACCCCGAGCCCCGCGCCCGUGGCGCCCGCGUCGGCCGAGCCGGCGCCGACCGCCGACAGCGCCAAGAACGUGCCGCUGGCCGUGAUGGAGGACGCCCCCGAGUGCGUCAUCUGCCUGGACGAGCUGGCGCUGGGGCGCGCGCUGUUCACGGCCGAGUGCGGCCACCGCUUCCACUUCAGCUGCCUGCUGGAGAACGUCAACCACGACGAGGCCAACUCGGACAAGUGCCCGAUCUGCCGCAAGGCGCAGACGCAGUGGCCCGAGCAGACCGAGGGGCUGGUCAAGGCCCACCCGUACUGUACAAAUUGCGGCAAGCGAGGCUCAGGAGGACAGUUUUGCGACGGAUGUGGGCAAUCUUUGGCUCAUACCCCCACAGCGCAGGAGCGCGCGCGGGCGGCGGCGGCAGCGGCGGCCGCUCGCAGCAACGUGGUGGUGGAGUGCCCCACGUGCCGCAUCCGCUGCCUGGUGAGCACGACGGCGCGCGGCACGCUGCAGUGUCCCAAUGGCCACCUGUUCCAACUACGCAUGCCCCCGAGCAUGGGCAACUCGCAGGGACUGCGGCAGAGCUUCAACGGGGCAGGGCCCAUGACGUCCGGGCCCAGACCCAUCAUGCGCCAAUGCCCCACGUGCUACACGCGUGUGCAAAUGCCCCCAGGCAGCCAGGCCGGGCAGUACAUGUGUCCCCAUGGACACACCUUCUACUUUUCCCCGUUCCAAUAG
This is a messenger RNA of Phytophthora sojae, 814 nucleotides long. RefSeq lists its product as hypothetical. The transcript is spliced from 2 exons. The record is from RefSeq and is a predicted model, not a curated record. Lineage: Eukaryota; Oomycota; Peronosporomycetes; Peronosporales; Peronosporaceae. The coding region runs from base 17 to 814 and encodes 265 amino acids.